GCCAGGGGAAAAAAUGUGAGGCAAUUGGCUGCUACUGCAGAGAGAGAAGACAGCUGAGGCUGAGACCUUGCAGGAGCUGCUUCGCCUCACUGUGGUGGACCCCAGAGAGACAGAAGAAGCCUGAAAUGGACGACAAUAUGGAUACCAAAUCCAUUCUAGAAGAACUGCUUCUCAAAAGGUCACAGCAAAAGAAGAAAAUGUCACCCAAUAAUUACAAGGAGCGCCUUUUUGUUUUAACCAAAACAAGCCUUUCCUACUACGAAUAUGACAAAAUGAAACGAGGAAGCCGAAAAGGAUCGAUAGAAAUUAAGAAAAUCAGAUGUGUGGAAAAAGUCAACCUAGAGGAGCAGACCCCCGUGGAGAGACAGUACCCAUUUCAGAUUGUGUAUAAAGAUGGGCUUCUCUACGUCUAUGCCUCAAACGAAGACAGCCGAAGUCAGUGGUUGAAAGCACUGAAGAAAGAGAUACGGGGCAACCCCCACCUGCUGAUCAAGUACCACAGUGGCUUCUUCGUGGACGGGAAGUUCCUGUGCUGCCAGCAGAGCUGCAAAGCAGCCCCGGGAUGCACUCUCUGGGAAGCAUAUGCUGAUCUGCACAUUGCAAUUAGUGAGGAGAAACACAGAGCCCCUACUUUCCCAGAGAGGGUACUGAAGAUUCCUCGGGUGGUUCCUGUUCUCAAAAUGGAUACGUCAUCCUCAAGUGCCACUCCGCCUCAAAAUGACAGCCACUCAAAGAAAAGUUAUGGCUCCCAGCCAACCAUCAACAUACGCUAUAUUCCAAGGGAAGACUGCCCUGACUGGUGGCAAGUAAGAAAACUGAAAAGCAAAUGCCUCACUGUUCCAAUGAUGCAGCCACAGGGUCAUGUGGAACCUGAAAGAAUUGAGGAAGAUGCUGCCAGCAGUCACCACGAGGAAAGAAAUAUUGUAUAUCACAACACCUCAAAGAUGUCCUGGGGAUUCCCUGAGUCAAGUUCAUCUGAAGAGGAGGAAAAUCUGGAUGAUUAUGACUGGUUUGCUGGGAAUAUCUCCAGGUCACAAUCUGAGCAAUUACUGAGACAAAAGGGAAAAGAAGGAGCCUUUAUGGUGAGAAAUUCCAGCCAGGCGGGAAUGUACACCGUGUCCUUAUUUAGUAAGGCUGUGAAUGAUAAAAAAGGAACUGUCAAACAUUACCAUGUGCAUACUAAUGCCGAGAAUAAGCUCUACCUGGCCGAGAACUACUGCUUCGAUUCCAUCUCAAAGCUCAUACACUAUCACCAGCACAACUCAGCAGGCAUGAUCACACGGCUCCGCCACCCAGUGUCAACCAAGGCCAACAAGGUCCCGAUGUCUGUGGCUCUGGGAAGUGGAGUUUGGGAACUGAAACGAGAAGAGAUCGCCCUGUUGAAGGAGCUGGGAAGUGGCCAGUUUGGAGUGGUCCAGUUGGGCAAGUGGAAGGGGCAGUAUGAUGUGGCUGUAAAGAUGAUCAAGGAGGGCGCCAUGUCAGAAGAUGAAUUCUUUCAGGAGGCCCAGACCAUGAUGAAACUCAGCCAUCCCAAGCUGGUUAAAUUCUAUGGAGUAUGUUCGAAGAAAUACCCCAUCUACAUAGUAACUGAGUAUAUAACCAACGGUUGCUUGCUUAGUUACCUGAAGAGUCAUGGGAAGGGACUGGAAACCUCCCAGCUCUUGGAAAUGUGCUACGAUGUCUGUGAAGGCAUGGCCUUCUUGGAGAGCCACCAGUUCAUACAUCGGGAUUUGGCUGCUCGGAACUGUUUGGUGGACAGUGACCUCUCUGUGAAAGUCUCAGACUUUGGAAUGACAAGAUACGUUCUUGAUGACCAGUAUGUCAGUUCAGUAGGAACCAAGUUUCCAGUCAAGUGGUCGGCCCCAGAGGUGUUUCACUACUUCAAAUACAGCAGCAAGUCAGACGUAUGGGCGUUCGGGAUCCUGAUGUGGGAGGUGUUUAGUCUGGGGAAGCAACCCUAUGACUUAUAUGAUAACUCCGAGGUGGUUGUGAAGGUCUCCCAGGGCCACAGACUCUACCGGCCCCAGCUGGCAUCCGACACCAUCUACCAAAUCAUGUACAGCUGCUGGCAUGAGCUUCCAGAAAAGCGGCCCACAUUUCAGCAGCUCCUAUCUGCCAUCGAACCACUUCGGGAACAAGAUAAACCAUGAAGAGAAACUUUGGAAUACUGAAGGGAAUGAGUAUAAACGUUGACCAACCCUCUCACUCUUUUUUAGGGAAGUAGAAAGGCACAAUGUGAUUUAGCUAGUUAAUAAUGUCUGAUGUGUUGUUUAUCUCUUACAUUAGUUACUAAAAAGGGAGAAAACAAGGUAUUUCCUUGAAAUUUUGAUCGAAUUGUUCAUUUUGCUUGUGCUAUGUUUUAUGUACUACUCCCCAGGUUAUGGUAGACAUCCAUUUCUAGAUUGCAGUUUGGGAAGGGUGUGUCUUGUGUGUAAAG
This is a messenger RNA of Microtus oregoni (creeping vole), 2437 nucleotides long. It is a transcript of the gene Bmx, whose product is annotated as BMX non-receptor tyrosine kinase. Gene Ontology annotation, biological process: B cell receptor signaling pathway; adaptive immune response; peptidyl-tyrosine autophosphorylation. The coding region runs from base 126 to 2150 and encodes 674 amino acids. The transcript is spliced from 20 exons. The record is from RefSeq and is a predicted model, not a curated record. NCBI's taxonomy places the organism in Eukaryota, Metazoa, Chordata, Mammalia, Rodentia, Cricetidae. Gene Ontology annotation, molecular function: ATP binding; non-membrane spanning protein tyrosine kinase activity.